AUGCAUCGCGCGCGCGGCCUGUGGCGGGCGGGGGUCGCCGCGGCCCUCGGGGGGUCCCGGGCGCUCUCGAGGGGUCCCGGGACCGGUUCGGGGUGCUCCGGGGGAGGGUUGGGCCCCGAGGCCGAGGCGGACCCGGCGCUGCUCCAUGCCAGCAGCCCCGAACUGGCCCGGCGGCUCUGCGGGCUCGCGCUGGUCCGGGGCGGCUUCGUGAGCGAGGGGGAGGCGGUGGAGCUGCUGCGGGAGGUGGAGCCGGGGCUGCGCCGGGGCCGGUACCAGAACGACCACUGGGACCGGUUCUGUGGCUGCACCAUCGUGGGGUUGUCACUGCUGUCCCCCAGUGUCCUGCGGCUCCAGAGCCUCCGGGACCCCCAGGACUGGCUGGAGCUGCUGCUGGAGCCAGGGUCCCUCUACGUUCUCAGGGGUGCUGCCAGGUAUGAGUUCACCCAUGAGAUCCUUCCGGAUGAGAAAUCGUUUUUUAGGGGGCUCCGGGUGCCACGGGGGCGCCGGGUGGCCCUUAUCUUCCGCAACGACCCCCCUGAGACACCUCCGGAGCCUCUCAGCAACCUCCCAGCAUUUAUUGAGGACCCCCACGACCCUCCACCCCCGAAAUGAGCUCCCCCAAUAAACAGCGAUCCCCCUGCA
This is a messenger RNA of Cinclus cinclus, 642 nucleotides long. RefSeq names its product alkB homolog 7 (gene ALKBH7). Gene Ontology annotation, biological process: fatty acid metabolic process; DNA damage response. The transcript has 4 exons. Bases 1 to 612 code for a protein of 203 amino acids. Gene Ontology annotation, cellular component: mitochondrial matrix. The record is from RefSeq and is a predicted model, not a curated record. NCBI's taxonomy places the organism in Eukaryota, Metazoa, Chordata, Aves, Passeriformes, Cinclidae.